AUGCGAGCGAUUAGUAAGCUGCAGAACACACUGCUGCUCCAUCGUCACGUCAAACGACUGAAUUCUUCCAGGAGGAACUCCUGCUCGCCGGCACAGGCGAAAGCAGCUAAAGACGACGGUGCGGUGUCAGCGCCCCCUGUGGGGUCGCCGAGCAAACAGCACGUUGCCAUCAGCGACCACAAGGCAGACGGCGUCGAAGACGACGACGAGGCAAAGGUGAACGCCGUCGGGACCGCUGCUGCGAGCACCAAGACCACGCACCGGGUCUCGCUGUCCGGCACGAACGUCCGGAACCUGUCUCGUAGCCGACCGUCGGCGAGUCGCCUGGGAGUCAAUGGCGGUCGGUGUCCGAGCGCCGAAACGUCUCAGACGUCCGGAGGAGGCAACAACGCUCGCAGGUCGUCAAGCUUCACGCCGCUGGCGAUUCGCGGCUGCGGCGGUGCCGCCUGUGGCGCCGACAAGGUCAGCAUCGUGCUCAACUUGCCGGACGGCAACUCGGUGCUCAGGUCUUUCCCGGCGUCCGCGUACCUGGACGAAGUGCGCUGGUACACAGAGGAACUGCUAGCCAGGGUGAUACCAACCUGCUUCCCGUUCACCAUGGCGCGCACCAACCCACUGCGCGAAUUCUCCCGCGAGGAUUACCGCAAGACGCUCGAGCAGCUGCACCUGGUGCCGUCCGCGGCGCUCCUCGUGUUGCCCAGAUCAGCGGCUAUGGGCGAGAGCGGAGCGCCGCCGCUGGUCCCUAGCGGCGCCAACGGCGACCCCUUCUGGUACUCGAUCUUCCGGCUGGUGUUCGGCAUGUUCGUGGCCACGCCGCUGGCGCUCUUCUGGAACCUAGUCUGCCCCGAGAACGAACCGUCAAUGACGGCUGCUCGUGAAGCCUUCCUCUCGGGCAGCCUGGGCAGUUCGACACUGUCGGCGUUGCCGCGGUCUGGCGUCGCGACCGCAGUGACACCUCUGCGCAGCGCCAGCAGCAGCAGGCUGUGUCGUCGCAGGCAGUCAAGCCACACUGAGAACUUUGACCUCUUCUGAACACACUUCACGAAUCGUAGACGUUGUCGCGAAUGAAGAUUUUUCUUUUAUAUAGUCACGAUCGAAACCAGUAGACUUGCGGUGACGGAAGGACGACCACCCGUUGAAGUCGAUAGACGCGAGGGGGCGCGGCGAAUCGAAAUCCAGCACUGUUUUCCAGAAGGUCGCACCGGUUCCAUCGGUGUUCUGGACAGUUUUUUUUUUUCGAAGUGCAGCGAAACCUUUGGCAGGGCAAGAAGAUUUCCGAUGUGAAACUUGCAGCUAGUGUUGUUCGGGGUUGAGCCGAAAAAUCUUGGGAGGUCGUGGUCGGUUUGCAAGGACGAACCUAAAUUUAGUUUCGUACCAAAGCUCACAGCCAGCUGUGCAUCGACGGGAAAUAAAAUUCGACGACGGAAGGGACGCAUAUACCUUCAUCCAGGGCUAAACAUAUUCUACCGAUAUUUAUUCGAGUUUUUUAUGUGUUAUUUGUUUACGGUACGGUUUCUUGAAGAAAUGGAAGAACACAAAACGUGAAUACGGGGAAUUCGAUUCGCGCUGUGAAUAUUACCACUACAAA
Messenger RNA from Rhipicephalus sanguineus (brown dog tick), 1588 nucleotides. RefSeq lists its product as uncharacterized. The coding region runs from base 1 to 1032 and encodes 343 amino acids. NCBI's taxonomy places the organism in Eukaryota, Metazoa, Arthropoda, Arachnida, Ixodida, Ixodidae. The transcript has 3 exons. The record is from RefSeq and is a predicted model, not a curated record. Gene Ontology annotation, molecular function: protein binding.